Daldinia childiae is the source of this 996-nucleotide messenger RNA. RefSeq names its product Short-chain dehydrogenase TIC 32, chloroplastic. Lineage: Eukaryota; Fungi; Ascomycota; Sordariomycetes; Xylariales; Hypoxylaceae. The coding region runs from base 1 to 996 and encodes 331 amino acids. The transcript is spliced from 2 exons. The record is from RefSeq and is a predicted model, not a curated record.
AUGGCCACUUACGACAGAAAUACCGAAGGUCUCGAACUUGUUCACAAGUUUGCUGACCAGGUAAAGGGAAGAACUUUCCUCCUGACUGGCCCAAGCCCUGGCGGCAUUGGUGCUGAGACGGUCACCUCGCUUGCCGCAGAGUCCCCAGCUCUACUCAUUCUCGUCGGACGCUCUCCAGAGAAGGCACAAACCGUCAUCGACGCCAUCAAGAAGAUUAACCCUAGCGUAAAGACCAAGUUUGUCCAAGCUGACUUUACCUCGCUCAAGAACGUCCGGAAGGCAGCGCAGACUAUCCUCGAUGACCCUGAGAUCACCAAGAUCGAUGCGGUGAUCAAUAACGCGGCCAUCAUGGCGAGCCCUUUCGAGCUGACGGAGGACAAAAUAGAGCUACAGUUCCAGUCUAAUCAUCUGGGCCACUUCGUCCUGACUAAUAAGAUCCUGCCUAAGGUCAUCGCGGCCGGACCUAGUGCAAGGAUCGUCAACCUUAGUAGCUUGGGACACAAGCUCACGGGUGUGCGUUUCGAAGACCCGAAUUUCACGCAGCCGGGUUCAUACAGCGAAUUUGAUUCCUACGGACAAUCCAAGAGCGCCAACAUCCUGUACACGGUGGGCCUGAACAAGCGCCUCUCAUCGCGCGGGAUCCGCGCCUUCGCCGUACACCCGGGUAGCAUCCAGACGAACCUACAGCACUACGUCGACCGGAUGGACGGCGCGCACCUAGCAUCGAUCAUGGAUCAAGCGGUGAAGAAGAUCACAGGCAAGACGCUCGCCGAGCAGCGGGCCUCCGAGCCCUACAAGACGCUACAGCAGGGUUGCGGUACGACUCUCCGCGCUGCUCUAGACCCGGAUUUGGCCAAGGAGGAGGGCGUCUACUUACAGAAUACUAACCUGACGACUGAUCCCGACGUGGUUAAGGAUUGGGCGACUGACCCGGAGCUCGCGGAGAAGUUGUGGAAGCUGAGCGAGGAGCUGGUUGGUGAGAAGUUUGAUAUCUAA